Aspergillus terreus NIH2624 is the source of this 897-nucleotide messenger RNA. Its product is annotated as NAD(P)-dependent oxidoreductase. The record is from RefSeq and is a predicted model, not a curated record. Gene Ontology annotation, molecular function: NADP binding; oxidoreductase activity, acting on the CH-OH group of donors, NAD or NADP as acceptor. Lineage: Eukaryota; Fungi; Ascomycota; Eurotiomycetes; Eurotiales; Aspergillaceae. The transcript has a single exon. Bases 1 to 897 code for a protein of 298 amino acids.
AUGGCUACCACCACCACCACCACCAAACUGACCAUCUUCGGCCUCGGCGCCAUGGGCACCGCCAUGGCCACCCAAUUCCUCAAACAAGGCCACACCCCGACAGUCUGGAACCGCACCGCCGCCAAAGCAAACCCCCUCGUCGAACAAGGCGCCCACCUGGCCGCAACAAUCCCCGCCGCCAUCGCCGCCAGCCCCCUCCUCAUCUUCUGUCUCCUCGACAACGCCGCCGUAGAACAAACCCUGGCCGCGGGCCCGCCCUCCCUCGCGGGGAAAACCAUCCUCAACCUCACAAACGGCACGCCCAGCCAGGCCCGCCGCCUCGCCACGCUCGCCUCCGCGCGCGGCGCGCGCUACUUCCACGGCGGCAUCAUGGCAACCCCCGAUAUGAUCGGGGCGCCGCACGCGGUGAUUCUCUACAGCGGCGGCGGGUCUGCUGAGACCUACGCGUCCGUCGAGGGCGUUCUCGCCGUGCUCGGGUCGGGCAAGUACCUAGGCGACGAUGCGGGGUCGGCCUCGCUGCACGAUCUGGCGCUGCUGUCGGGCAUGUAUGGCCUGUUCGCGGGGUUCUUGCAUGCCACGGCGCUGGUGCGCUCUGAGGGAGAGGGUGUCUCGGCGACGGAGUUCCUGGGGCUGCUGGCGCCGUGGUUGCAGGCUAUGACGGGGUAUCUGGGGCUGCUGGCCAGGCAGAUCGAUGAUGGGGUGUAUACGGCGCAGACGUCCAAUCUGGAGAUGCAGCUGGUUGCGCUGGAGAAUGCGUGCGCGGCGAGUAGGGAGCAGGGGGUUUCGGCGGAGGUGAUGCUGCCGUUGAAGGGGUUGGUGGAACGCGCUGUGCGGGAGGGGAGGGGAGGGCAUGAUAUUUCGAGUUUGAUUGAUUAUUUCAGGAAUGCCUCUGUAUAG